UUAUCCCCACUCUUUACCACAACACCAAAACAAAGAACGUCAGCCAUUGCCAUGUUCAAACCAAUCCUUCGUGCCUCGCCUCGAGGCAUUUUCUCUGCUCCCCGCCAGUUGCGCACACUGGCCACAAAGAAACAACAUUCUCUCCCCGCCUCUUAUUACCGCGGAGGAACUUCCCGCGCCGUCUUCUUCAAGCAGAACGACCUCCCGCAUGGCCGAGAGGAAUGGGAUUACAUUUUCCGCAGUGUAAUUGGCAGCCCCGAUCCAUAUAGUCGCCAGCUGGAUGGUAUGGGAGGUGGUAUUUCAAGUCUCUCCAAAGUCUGCGUGGUGGGCAAAUCCACGCAUCCCGAUGCCGAUGUGGACUACACCUUCAUCGCAUUGGGCGUAAACACGCCUGAAGUUGACUAUUCGAGCAACUGCGGCAAUAUGAUUAGUGCUGUCGGUCCUUAUGCCGUCGAUGCUGGUCUCUUUUCACCUACCGGUGAUGCCAGCUUAGUGGCAGUGCGCAUUCACAACACCAACACCGGCAAGAUCAUUCACUCCUCGUUUCCCAUUGUCGAUGGAGAGGCCGCAACAAGCGGCGACUUUUCCAUUGAUGGAGUUGCGGGCACAGCAGCUCGCGUACAGCUGGACUUUGUUGAUCCCGCUGGGUCCCGGACGGGCAAGCUUCUUCCCACAGGGCAAGUCCGGGAUACAUUCGACGGCGUUGCGGCCACCUGUAUAGACGUCGCAAACCCAUGCGUUUUUGUCCGGGCGGCUGAAUUGGGCGUUCCGGGAAAUAUGACACCGGACGAGAUCGCGGUGCAUCCCGAUCUGCUGCCGCGUCUGGAUUCUAUCCGCCGUCAGGCAGGUGUCAAGAUGGACUUGGCUGAGACGCUGGAGAAGGUGCCAGGCAGCGUUCCCAAGAUUUGUCUUGUCUCUUCAUCGGCCAAUGAUACCCGGGCCAAGGAGCAGAAUCAAACAACUGAGAAGGUUGAUCUUGUCGCCCGUGCUUUGUCCGUCGGUCAGCCGCACAAGGCAGUGCCUAUCACUGUUGCGCUGGCUCUGGCAUCUGCUGCGCGAUUGUCGGGCAGUACGGUAAAUGAAGUGGCAAGCACUGACCGAGUUGAUGCUGCUGGCGUUACGAUUGGACAUGCUAGUGGGAAUCUACUGGUUGGAGCGACGUUCGAUAAGAAUGGUGGCUUGAACGCUGCUACAGUGUUUCGGACGGCGCGUCGGGUAUUUGAGGGUCGGAUAUUCUGGAAGAAUGAAUCGUAAACUUUUUGUCGGAUGAAUAUGACAAUUGUAAAUAGUGUAGAUUUGAUCAAACUGUAUAUUUCAUUUUGUGGUACAGCUUUCUCAGACAAUGUACAAGAACAGAUAUGAUCCAACG
Messenger RNA from Aspergillus glaucus CBS 516.65, 1369 nucleotides. RefSeq names its product DUF453 domain protein. The record is from RefSeq and is a predicted model, not a curated record. Bases 52 to 1254 code for a protein of 400 amino acids. Lineage: Eukaryota; Fungi; Ascomycota; Eurotiomycetes; Eurotiales; Aspergillaceae. The transcript has a single exon.